AUGACCACUUUCAAGAAUGUACUCCCAAUUAUUUUGUCCUGCACCCUGUUCCUGCUGACCGCAGGGGAGGACUCCGAGGAAGUCAGCCCGUUACCCCCAAUAAAAAUCGACAAGCACCUGCGCCGGGCGCUUUUAAAAGCCCUGGAAGACCUCGAGACCGAGUCCGAAGAGCAGAAGCCGGAUCCUCCCACCGCGGAGCAUCUCGCUACGAAAGUCGCCGAUAACAUCGACACAUCCUCGCGCUUCUCCGGCGCCUCCUUCUCCUUCUCCGGUUUCCCCGCCGAAUCAUCGGAAGUCCCGUCCGAGGAAAAACUUCAGAACUCGAGUUUCAUCGAGACCGAAAAACUCGAGACCUCAGAGCCCAAAGAGAGCGAGAAAGCCGCAUUCCAGAAGUACGACGUACUCCUCGGUGACAAGGAGAUCCAGGAGAAGAGCCCAAACCCAAAUCAAGUCGAUCAGAUUCUAACCCGAAGUGUGGAAAUAACAGGCGGCAGAUCAGCAAACUCGAUCAAUCAAUCAACGAAGGAAAAGGACGAGAAAGAAAGUUUGAGCGUCAGCUCAAGCAAUGGGAUAGCGUCAGCCUCCGCAAACUCAUUAGUUCCCCCGAGUCCGACACCACCGAGUCCCACGGUGAAACCGCUGUCCCAGAAUGCUACGUCACCGCUGCUGCCGACACUGCCACCAGGUGUGAGUGCAAAGCCAAGUGAUUCAGAGGUCAAGAUCUUCCAGGCGCCGUUGGUAGCGGCUUUCACUGUUCAGCAGGACGAGCGAGGAGUCCCAAAGAGCGUUGUUCCCUUGUACAAGCCAGGCUCCGAGAACGAAGGACUGAGUCUGCAGGAGCAACUGGAAUUUAGACAGCAGUUGUUGGACAAACAACUGGCAGAUCUGCAAGCUCAACAGCUCCGCCAGACGCAGUUCUUGUACAACCAACAGCAGCUGUAUCACGAGCAAUUGAGGCAGAAGCAGAGACAGCAGUUGUACCUGCAGGAGCAAGCGAGGCUUAAGCAGAUUGAGGAGGAGAGAAUUCAGCAGCUCAAGCAGGCGCAGCAGCAGGUGCAGCAGGCACAGUUGCAAAAUCCCCAAGGGGCGUUCAGCCAGAACAAUCUGCUGACGUUUCAGCCUCCCCUCCAGACCCAAAACGUUCAGUUCCAGCCGAGUGUGAGCCUUCAGCUCCCCAACACAGCUGUUCCACCGCCAUUCGCUCAAUCCCCAUCGGUCCAGGACCAGCUGAGGCUGCAGGAACUCCAGAGACAGCAGAUAAUUCAGCAUCAGACCCAGCAGCUGCAGUUCCAGAGACAGCAGGCGCUCUUCCUUCAACAGCAGAGGCUCCAGCAGAGCUUCCCGGGCUUCCAAAGUGAAUUCCAACCCCCGGCACCCAUUUCCGCUGCGAGGUUCCACAGGCAAGAAGCCUUCGGCUCUGUUGGAAACUUCGGCACCAACGACAACAGGCAAAUCAUCAAUAGAAAUCAUCUGCUCCUCGAGCCCCCCAGGCUCGCAGCUCAGGACUUUGUGACAUUCAAUCAGUUUGGAUUCAGGCAGCAGCCCCUCAGGCCCCCAACCCCUGCCAGACAGAUACAGCAUCUACUCUUUCAAUCUGGUGUUGCCGGGGCACUUCAAUCCCCGCAAAAUCUGCAGGGACGAUCCAACCAAGAAGACCUCAACAUUGUUUCCAAAGUUCUAGCACUUAAUGUCGGCGCUAUUCCUACCAAAAAUCUACAGUUCAAUGACGAGGGCUUCACCAGGGCGUGA
This is a messenger RNA of Diachasma alloeum, 1749 nucleotides long. RefSeq lists its product as uncharacterized. NCBI's taxonomy places the organism in Eukaryota, Metazoa, Arthropoda, Insecta, Hymenoptera, Braconidae. The record is from RefSeq and is a predicted model, not a curated record. The transcript is spliced from 2 exons. Bases 1 to 1749 code for a protein of 582 amino acids.